Podarcis raffonei (Aeolian wall lizard) is the source of this 4003-nucleotide messenger RNA. It is a transcript of the gene COL25A1, whose product is annotated as collagen type XXV alpha 1 chain. The transcript is spliced from 37 exons. NCBI's taxonomy places the organism in Eukaryota, Metazoa, Chordata, Lepidosauria, Squamata, Lacertidae. The coding region runs from base 81 to 2066 and encodes 661 amino acids. The record is from RefSeq and is a predicted model, not a curated record.
CGUGCAGCUCCGGGCCAAGUGUCCCUCCUCCCCAGAGGAGGAAAGGGGAUUUCGCCCUCCGCCUGUGCCAGCAGCCCAGCAUGGUGGGGAAAAGCCCGGACGCCAAAGGUCAGGGUGCCAACGGGGAGGCCAGCUGCUGGGGAGGACAGCGCUGCUGCUCCGGCAGGACGGCGCCCCCCAGCUCGCUGCUGGCUGCCCUGCUGCUCUCGGCAGCGUCCAUCGCUUCCUGCGUGUAUCUGGGGAUGAAGACCAGUGACCUUCAGGCCAGGGUCUUGGCCAUCGAGACGGCCCAAGGGGACGGAUCUGCUGCUGCUGCUGCUGCUUCUUCCUACCAGCUGCUGCCCAGCUACUCUUUGGAUCAGCUCAAUGCACUGAUGAAGGAGAACGUGGAGCGGCUUCUGGCUCAGAAGUCCUAUGAGCAUAUGGCAAGAAUCAGAAUAGCAAGAGAAGCUUCUCCAGAAUGCAAUUGCCCACCAGGUCCUCCUGGUAAACGAGGCAAGCGAGGAAGAAGAGGAGAGAUUGGACCUCCUGGUCAACCUGGUCCUCAAGGCCCACCUGGUCCAAAAGGCGAGAAGGGAGAUCAAGGUGAUCAGGGCCCUCGGAUGGUGUUUCCUAAAAUCAAUCAUGGGUUUCUCUCUGCUGAUCAGCAGCUCAUUAAACGCCGCCUCAUUAAGGGUGACCAAGGACAAGCUGGACCCCCGGGGCCUCCGGGGCCUCCUGGACCAAGGGGUCCUCCUGGAGAUACUGGCAAAGAUGGCCCUCGCGGAAUGCCUGGCUUACCGGGAGAGCCAGGAAAGCCAGGUGAACAAGGCUUGUUGGGGCCUCAGGGGCCUCCAGGACAAAAGGGUUCCUUUGGUGCACCUGGUAUCCCUGGGAUGGAUGGACAACAGGGUGCACCUGGUAUAAUGGGAGAAAGAGGAGUUCCUGGGCUUAAGGGUGACCCUGGCCAACGAGGAGAAAGGGGUGAUUCUGGAGAACCUGGGCCCAAAGGUGACUCGGGAGAAAAGGGUGACCCCGGAUCUUCUGCUGCAGGAAUUAAGGGAGAACCCGGAGAAUCAGGUCGACCAGGGCAAAAGGGUGAGCCUGGGCUCCCUGGACUUCCUGGACUUCCUGGGAUUAAGGGUGAACCGGGUUUCAUAGGACCACAGGGAGAACCUGGAUUACCAGGAUUGCCAGGAACAAAGGGUGAAAGGGGAGAAGCAGGACCCCCUGGGAAAGGUGAACGAGGUGAGCCUGGAGCUCCAGGGCCAAAGGGAAGGUCAGGCGAAUCUGGAGCUAGAGGCCCAAAGGGGUCGAAGGGUGAUUCUGGAGACAAAGGUGAUUUGGGGGCAAUGGGCCCAAGGGGCCCUCCUGGACAAAAAGGUGAUCAAGGGGCAACAGAGAUAAUUGAUUACAAUGGCAAUAUCCACGAAGCUUUGCAGAGGAUUACCACCCUAACUGUCACGGGUCCUCCAGGUCCACCUGGACCCCAAGGAUUGCAAGGGUCAAAGGGUGAACCCGGAUCUCCAGGAUUGCCAGGUGCUGAUGGAGAGCAGGGGCCUAAAGGCUCAAAAGGUGAUACGGGUGACCCUGGAAUACUAGGAGAAAAAGGAGGAAUUGGACUUCCAGGAUUGCCAGGAUCCAAUGGUAUGAAAGGAGAAAAAGGAGAUGUCGGCUUGCCAGGUCCUCAAGGUCCCUCUAUCAUAGGACCACCAGGACCUCCAGGCCCUCAUGGUCCACCUGGACCUAUGGGACCUCAUGGACUUCCAGGCCCAAAGGGCAUGGAUGGUCCAAUUGGUCCUCAUGGUCUUGCAGGUCCAAAAGGAGACAGAGGUGAAAAGGGAACCACAGGAGAUCCUGGGCCCAGAGGUCCAUAUGGCUUGCCUGGCAAAGAUGGCGAACCUGGCCUUGAUGGUUUCCCUGGUCCUCGUGGAGAAAAGGGUGAUGUAGGAGAAAAGGGAGAAAAGGGAUUCCGAGGAAUUAAGGGGGAAAAGGGGGAGCCAGGCCAGCCAGGCCUGGAUGGGCUGGAUGCCCCUUGCCAAUUGGGACCAGAUGGCUUACCAAUGCCUGGCUGUUGGCAAAAGUGAUGAAUCUAACUUUGCAAGCAUGAAGUUGUGUAUAUAACACUCCGCUCUUGUAUUUAUAGUUGAAAAUGGAACCAUUGAUUUUACAAGUCUGAAAUAUGUUUACACGUAGCUGCUUCUACUUGUUUGCAGUAGUCCAUGUGUACCUCUAUUCUUCACAUACAUCUGCAAUUCAACAAAAUAUAAACUGCAACAAACUUGCAAAAUCAAGUAUUAGUCUCUAUACAGAGUUAAUCUUUACAGAGUGAUCACUCAUAGACAUUUGAGUUGUUUCUGCAGUUUUCCAGUUUUUUCUUUGUUUGUCUUCUUUUGGGCCUGCAUGGACAACAAGUGCCAUGAACUAGUUUACAUGAAACUGUGACCAAAUAUGAGCUCAGUGCUAUGAAACAUACUGUACCCGAUUGCCAUUGGAAUACAGUGACUUGGCUUCCAUGUUCACCUUCAUCAAUCUUAUCACUGGUUCAUAGCUCACAUAUUUGCUUGUGCUGACUAAAAUCAGAAGCAUGACUCGUGUGCCAAAACAGCUUGUUGUGUGAUCAUCCCCGUGAGCUACAAUGGUUGCUUGCUGUGACUUUUCAUUCAGACACCUGAAUUGUUCUUUUUUGUCAUCUCAAGGGAGUCACACCAUGGCUUAUUGCAAAAAAAUGAUAAGAGGAGGAAAUUAAGACAAUGGUCUUGAAUUUGGAGGGAGCAGCAGUUCCUUCCAGCGGUGGAUGGCUUUCAGUCUUCUGGGUUAUGAAGCCACCUUUGUCAAAAGGGUGAAACCUCUUCAUCAGCCUCUGUUUGCUUGCACUCCUCGCAGUCACAAGCCAUUCAAAUUGGGUGGAUUUCAACACUAGUCCCUGUUGACUAUUUAACCAAGGAGGAAAGAAGCAUGAAGAUCUUGCUUUGCGAGUAGGUUGAUGAAGCUGCAGAGAGAUACCAAAAGGAUCAUUUGAUGAUAGGUCUCAGUAUCGACAUGACCAUUUUCAAGGAUUGGUGCAGUAUUUGUUUCACAUACUGCAUUCUGAGAUUUUUGAAGGCAAGGAUUCUUGACAAAAGAUACCAUGAAAUGCCUAAAGCAAUGGAACAGACAUGACUGUAUAUGGCUCGCCAUUUGAAUUUUAGAAGUUCCUGAUGAAAUAUCAAAUGCUUAUAGGAUUUUUGAAAAAUAUAUUUUAUUUUAUUUGUGUUUCAGUUCGCUAUCAUCCAGCAGAUACAAGCUUCCUGAAAUUUAAGUUCUGAAAAAUGCACUUGUGUUCAACUUCUUUCAGUGUUGUCUUUUUUUGGAUCUAAGGUCUUUACUGCUGCAAAGCAGGGAUUUGUUUCUUUUUAAUUCAUAUGAACACAUUUAUUCAUAUACCUUUUUUCCUUCUACAGUUGUCCUGUUUUGGGGUUCUGUAGCCCAAAGAGUAUGCAAUAGGGAAAGAAUAUUACAUGACAGUAACAGCAACAUUUUUAUCUCAAAUGUAUAAUGAAUUUCAUCUGAAUUUUAGACUGCAAUCCUGUGCAUUCUUCUCUGGGACAAAAACACAUUGAAUUCAGUGGAACUUCUGAAUGUGUUCCGAUUGUGUUGCAUAUUGCUUUAAAAAACAGCUUUCAUUUCUCUGUUUUGAACACAUCUGCUUAACUUUUAAAUCUUUAGACUUAUAUUCAUAAAGUACAUUUGUAGACACCCCGAGAAACUAAUUUAUGUUGCAUUUUUUACUUUGCUUUUAAAAAAAUCAUUGCCAGUGUUGAAAUGGUGUUUAAACUUCUAUGUACAUUCAUAAAAAAGUCUGACCAAAUAAGAGAUUUCAUACAUGUGUGAAAUAAUGUGAGGAAGACACAAUCAUGUGUUUCUGGAGACAAGCAUCAGUUGCUCCAGAAAUGUCAUGUGCAUCACCUCAUAAUGAUUCCAUUUCCAAAUAAUGGCUACUUUGGACAUCACACUAAACCAUUGUUUAGCAUGAUGAUAAUAU